CGUGAGUGCGGUAGAGCAGCGCUCAAUCAUUUGUCCCCAGUCAUUCCUAUCCACCCUAGGUGGCAGGUGCUGGUGUCUGUCUCCUGUGCUGCUGCUUCGCUGAGUCCUGUGCUGUCCUUCUGGAUCCUGUGUUGUUCUUCUGGCUUCUUUACUGUUUUGGCGCUCCAAAAGCAAAUCUGGCAUCUUCCUGCAGCUUCACCACCAGAGGACGUGAGAUUACACCAGGAUAGAGGCUUCUGUCUUCACUAUGGAUGAGAUCCUUAUUCUCCAGAUGGGAGGAACCAUCGAUAAGGACUAUCCGAAGACCAAAGGCGGCUUCUACUUUGAGGUGGGAGAGCCAGCUGUGAGGCGGGUACUGGCGAGGCUCCGGCCAGCCAGAUCUGUCAUCACAACGUAUGACACCAUCUGCAGGAAAGACAGUCAGGAUGUCACCGACGAUGACAGAGAAGCAUUGGUGGAGCGAGUGAGUAAUGCUGGACAGUGUAAAAUAGUGGUGACACACGGUACUGACACACUCCUGCAGACCUCCACCUAUCUGGCCAACAGUCUCCGUCAGCGAGGUGUCAACACUAAGACAGUGGUCUUCACAGGAGCCCACACUCCGGAGAAAUUCAGAGACACGGACGCCGACUUCAACAUUGGGGUGGCCCUGGGCGGCGUACAGGCCGCCGUUCCCGGCGUCUGGGUGGCCAUGAAUGGUAUCCUCCUUCAGUGGGAUCGUGUGGAACGGGACGAUACCGGCCAAUUCGUUCCUCGACGCCGACAACUUCCAGUCACUGUUUAACUACACGCCAGUUAUUUAACAAUAUCUAGUCGUAGUCAUUUGCGUGACUGAACUGACUGUCUUCUAACUAACAGCUCCCACUCACCGUUUUACUGUCACUCAAUGAGAAACUUUCCAUGACAGUCUAGCUUGUCAAAAUCUUAGCUUCUAUUCUGAUAGCUAAUUGCCUGGCAACUAUCUAUUCUUCUUAAGCAUUUUACUGUCGUUUGUUUAAGAGAAAUAUAUAUCAUGUCUUUUAUUUUUCGUGGGUUU
Cherax quadricarinatus is the source of this 1036-nucleotide messenger RNA. RefSeq lists its product as uncharacterized. The record is from RefSeq and is a predicted model, not a curated record. NCBI's taxonomy places the organism in Eukaryota, Metazoa, Arthropoda, Malacostraca, Decapoda, Parastacidae.